UCUCAACAAGAAUAGUGUAGGCAAAAGUAACUGCAGCAGCGCUGAGUCGAGGGCGUUCAGUGUUCACCACAGUUUACACACGAGUACCCAUUUUCUCUUCUCAAUUUCUCAGAGUGUGCAGAGAAAAUCAUGGUGGACGCAGCAGAACGUAGGUACUUGGAGGAUGACGAUUCAUCACUCAUGAAAACUAUUAAGGGGGCAACAACUGGUUUAGUUGCUGGCACUAUCUGGGGGACCGUAGUUGCCACCUGGUAUGAUGUCCCUCGUGUAGAGAGAAAUGUUGCUCUUCCAGGGCUGAUUAGGACUUUCAAGAUGAUGGGCAACUAUGGUUUGACCUUUGCUGCCAUAGGAGGAGUCUACAUAGGUGUGGAGCAGUUGGUGCAAAACUAUAGGAUGAAGAGGGAUUUAGUCAAUGGAGCUGUUGGCGGAUUUGUUGCUGGUGCAACUAUUCUGGGUUACAGAGGAAGGAGCAUCAAAACUGCACUUUCUGCUGGAUCAGCAUUGGCAUUCACAUCUGCAUUCCUUGAUUUCGGUGAUCAGACAAUAAAACAUGAUACUGGGAAGGAGUACGCGGCUUACACCACAAAGAAAAGACCCAGUACUGAAGCAUAAUUGUUAAUGUGCACUUUUAUGAUUGAAGACAUUUCAAGUUGAUAGGAAAGAGUGGAUCACUCUUUUGUUGACCCAGUUGUUUGUUGAGUUGGAAUUACAUACUGGGCUAUCUUUCCAUAUUGUUUCUUUUGUAAGUUGCUGGUGCUGAACUGGUUAAAUUCCAAUAAAUGUGCUAUUGUGUUAGUUCACCAUAACAAAUUACUCAAUAGACGAUUCUUCCUUGGAUGGAGUGAAUGAAACCAAGAAGCGGAAAAUUGUAGAGAUUGGUGUUAAGGCUGAGAUUCUCAAUACAAUUUGAAUCAUGAUUCUUAAGGUA
Messenger RNA from Glycine soja, 928 nucleotides. RefSeq names its product outer envelope pore protein 16-3, chloroplastic/mitochondrial-like. Gene Ontology annotation, molecular function: transmembrane protein transporter activity. Bases 130 to 612 code for a protein of 160 amino acids. Gene Ontology annotation, cellular component: TIM22 mitochondrial import inner membrane insertion complex. NCBI's taxonomy places the organism in Eukaryota, Viridiplantae, Streptophyta, Magnoliopsida, Fabales, Fabaceae. Gene Ontology annotation, biological process: protein insertion into mitochondrial inner membrane. The record is from RefSeq and is a predicted model, not a curated record. The transcript has 3 exons.